This is a messenger RNA of Manihot esculenta (cassava), 2032 nucleotides long. Its product is annotated as transcription factor TCP21. The transcript has a single exon. Gene Ontology annotation, molecular function: sequence-specific DNA binding; DNA-binding transcription factor activity. Gene Ontology annotation, cellular component: nucleus. The record is from RefSeq and is a predicted model, not a curated record. NCBI's taxonomy places the organism in Eukaryota, Viridiplantae, Streptophyta, Magnoliopsida, Malpighiales, Euphorbiaceae. Gene Ontology annotation, biological process: regulation of circadian rhythm. The coding region runs from base 222 to 1043 and encodes 273 amino acids.
CCCACCACCCAUGUGCCCUCCUUCCUGUCUCCACCAGCUCCUGCCGCUCAAUUAUUAGCUUUCUGUUUCCCUUCUCUCCCUCUCUUCUCUUCCCUUCUCCUCUCUGUGUCUAACCCCAACCCAAAACCCUUGUUUUCUACCUUCCUUCUCUGUUUGUAGUUGCUUCUCUCUGCUUCGACGUCGUUUUUUUUUUGGGUUAAUUUUGUAGUUCUCUCUUGGGGAUGUCGAAUUCUGACACUGGAGCAAACAACGGUGGCGGCGUCACCAACGGCGCUUUAAUUGACCCUCAGAGGCAGCAGCCGUCGGGGACCAAUGGAGCUUUGGUUGUGAAAAAGCCGCCUUCUAAGGACCGUCACAGUAAGGUCGAUGGACGUGGGCGGAGAAUCCGCAUGCCGAUCAUCUGUGCCGCACGUGUCUUUCAGUUGACUCGUGAGCUCGGUCAUAAAUCCGACGGCCAGACAAUCGAGUGGCUCCUUCGUCAAGCAGAGCCUUCAAUUAUUGCGGCUACUGGGACGGGAACUACUCCGGCUAGCUUCUCUACUGUUUCUGUGUCGGUAAGGGCGGGAGGAAACUCCAAUUCGCUAUCGUCGAUUUCCUCGUCUACGAAUUCAUCAGUAAUGGACCACAAACCACUGUUGGGGCCCACACCAUUUAUUCUAGGAAAACGGGUGAGGUCGGAGGAUGACAACAAUGGAGGUAAGGACGACGGUGGGGUUUCAGUUGGCCCCACGGUUGGGUCUUUGGUGGGGUCAGCUGGUGCUGGUGCUGCGCCUGGGGGCUUCUGGGCGGUGCCUGCAAGACCUGAUUUCUGGGGGUUCGCUGCUGCAGCACCGCCGGAUAUGGUUGUGCAGCAGGCCGCGGUGGCAGCGCAGCAGCCCUCACUCUUCGUUCAGCAGCAUGCAGCAGCAGCGGCGGCGGCGGCGGCUAUGGGAGAGGCAUCCGCAGCAAGAGUGGGAAAUUACCUACCUGGACAUCUCAAUUUAUUGGCUUCUUUGUCUGGUGGGCCGGGAAGUUCAGGGCGAAGAGAAGAAGAUCCUCGUUGAAAUUGAGCAUGAGAAUGUGAUGAAGACGGUGGUUUCUGUGGCGGUUGUGUUGUAUGGUAUAUAUAUUAAUAGCAUGAGUAUGUGAAUUUGUUGCAUUUUGUUUGUGUGUGAAGAGGAAUGGUGAGCAUGUUACUGAAAUUAGGGUUAACGUCUUUAGGGUUUCUCUUUGUUUUUGGGGAAAAUUCAAGUAUGAUUGAAUGUAUGGAUUCAAUUAGUGAGUAGUUCCGUUUGAAAAUUAAUUAGGUUUUCCUUUUCUAGGGGUUGAAAUUGCUUAGCUUCUUUUCUUUUUUUUUUUUUCCUUUUUGGGAGGGAAAGAGGGAGAAAAAAUUGAUUGAAUUUUCUUAUUAUGGGAAGGAGUUAUGGAGUUGGGUUGAGAAGUUACAGUGCUCAAAAGCAAAGAAUUUGGUUGGUGAAGCAAUUACUUACUGGGGAAAACUUACAAGGUAUCUUUCCCAUGUUGUGGAAUGCUUGAAAAUUCAGGGUUUGAAGCAUCAUUUGAGUGCAAGGACUUGGCAUAUGAUUCUUCCGGGUUGUUGGUCUUGUUGAUGAUUAUAAACGAAACAAACAAAAAACUGGCUAAUUUGCUGUGCUGCAAUCUGGGUUCUUGUAAUCUGAUGAUGAAGAUGAUUAUUUGAUGAUUCAUUCCAUUUGUGAUUCUCCACUGUGGCUACAGAUUGUUUUCUCCUUCUCUCCCAAUUUCAGAGUUUGUGUUGGUGUGUGCUGAUCUCAAAGGAGACUGGUGUGUGGGAUAAAGCUCUGGAGCCUCUCUGUAAGACCUCUGUUUUGAAAUUUUUCUUUUUUUCUUUUUUUACUGGAAUUCUUAGCAAUUUCUGUUGGAACUUUUACCCGUAUUAUUCUUAGUCAUUUCUUAGAUUAAUUAGCGUGGAAAAAGAAAUAAUGUGUGUUCAAUGUACCUACAUAACUGGAUUGUUUCUUGGUUUUUUUUUGGGUUGCUUGCUGUGUGAAUAAGAAACCCAUUUGUUUGCUCA